AUGGCAGCAUCCAACGGCACCACGGCGCUGCAGUCGGGCAUCCUGCACGGCUGCGGUCGCCAGAAGCAUGGCGCCGUGGUCAACGGCGCAGCCAACUAUGCGCUGGGCCUUCCGCUCAUGCUGCUCUUUGCCUUCAAGCUGCACGGCGGCGCGGAGGGGCUGUGGUGGGGCAUCGCCGCCGCCUCCCUCCUCCAGGCCGCCGUGCUGGUGGCGCUGGUCAGCGGGUUUGACUGGAGGGCAGAGGCGGAGCGUGCGGCGCGCCUGGUAAAGCACCUCUCGAAGGCAGACGGCCUCGGCUCGCUGGCUGAGGAGGGUGGCGAGGAGGCGCAGCUGUCGGGGGCGCGCAGCCUGGAGGCGGCGGUCUCGGGCGACGCGCUGAUGCCGCUGCCGGCGGUAUCGGGGCGUUUCACAAGAGGAAAUUUCCUGAAGAACCCUAUCGUCUCGCUGCAGCGUCUGGUGGUGUAUUGA
Messenger RNA from Chlorella variabilis, 468 nucleotides. RefSeq lists its product as hypothetical. The coding region runs from base 1 to 468 and encodes 155 amino acids. NCBI's taxonomy places the organism in Eukaryota, Viridiplantae, Chlorophyta, Trebouxiophyceae, Chlorellales, Chlorellaceae. The transcript is spliced from 3 exons. The record is from RefSeq and is a predicted model, not a curated record.